UAUGGUUGAAAACGGAUCGGGCAGCUAUGCCGCGGAGGAGCAGCCGAGGCGGAGUAUGUAGGAGCUUAUAGCAGUGCUGUCCGCAGGCGCUGAAAGACACCGGCCAGUCAACAAAGAAAGCGGAGAUAUUCGGCGAAGAACACGAUAAGGGCCUCUUUUAAAUUUCUUCACAUUUGUGCUAGUCGACGAAUUUUCUGGGUAGUGAGUGCCACAUCUUCAGCAAUGUUUCCAGCCGCGUGAACGCAGGGAAUUUAUUCCUCCUUUUUUAUUUGCAUUUAAUAAAACAACCAAACAAUGCACGGGGUCGCAAUGAUUUUGUUAGCAUUCGGUUCUAGAAGACAUUUGAACAAUCUUUGUCAAGAAUCGCUUUGCUUGCACUUCAUUCUGUGGAUUUUAACGUUAUGUGCGGUCCACGCAGAGGAGCGACCGUUCAGUGUUGAGUCAUGGCUCCAGCGCUAUGGUUACCUGCCUCAGUCGGACCCGCGCGUGUCUCUGCUGCGCUCGGCGGAGACGCUCCAGUCGGCCAUCGCUGCCAUGCAGCGCCGCUACGGGCUCCCUGUGUCCGGGGCACUGGACCAGAACACCAUCGACGCUAACACACUGAGCUGGAUGAAGAAGCCUCGAUGUGGUGUUCCCGAUCAGUUUGGGGGUGCUUCCAAAUUUAAUGUGCGGAAACGACGCUACGCCUUAACAGGACAAAAGUGGCAGCACAAGCACAUCACAUACAGCGUAAAGAACUUCACGCCAAAGGUGGGGGAGAAAGAGACCCACAGCGCCAUCCAGCGGGCCUUCCAGGUAUGGCAGAAUGUGACCCCGCUGCGCUUUCAGGCCGUGCCUUACCGGGAGCUGGAGCGAAGCAAGCGCGACGUGGACAUCACCAUCAUCUUCGCCUCUGGUUUCCACGGUGACAGCUCGCCAUUCGACGGCGAGGGCGGCUUUCUGGCGCACGCCUACUUCCCCGGGCCUGGCAUCGGCGGGGACACGCACUUCGACUCAGACGAGCCUUGGACUCUGGGGAACCCCAAUCACGAUGACGUCCACACAGGUAAUGACCUGUUCCUGGUGGCGGUGCACGAGCUGGGCCACGCCCUGGGCCUUGAGCAUUCCAACGACCCCACGGCCAUCAUGGCGCCCUUCUACCAGUACAUGGACACCGAUAACUUCCACCUGCCCCAGGACGACCUGCUCGGCAUCCAGAAGAUCUACGGACCCCCAGACAAAACCACCCAGCCCACACCACCCCUAACCACCGCUCCCGCUCCCCGCACUCACCCGCGCCCAGACCCCCGCAGGGACUACCCACAGACGCGGCCUCCCCCCAUCCCGCCGGCUGACCGCCCCACCAACCCCAAUGGAAAACCGUUCAUCUGCGACGGCAACUUCAACACGCUGGCCAUCCUCAGACGCGAGAUGUUUGUGUUCAAGGACCACUGGUUCUGGAGGGUGCGUGAUAAGGCGGUGAUGCCAGGCUACCCAAUGCUCAUCAGUAUGUUCUGGAGGGGGCUGCCAUCCAAGAUCGACGCCGUGUAUGAGAACGGCGAGGGCAAGUUUGUCUUCUUCAAAGGGAAGCAGUUCUGGGUGUUUAAGGACACCGUGCUGCAGCCUGGUUACCCGAAGGACAUCACCCAGUUCGCCCGUGGCAUGCCCUCUCAGAGCAUCGAGACGGCUGUGGGCUGGGACGACGUGGGCAAGACGUACUUCUUCAAAGGAGACAGGUACUGGAGAUUUAGUGAGGAGCAGCACACCAUGGACCCUGGUUACCCCAAACCCAUCACUGUCUGGAGGGGCAUCCCAGAGGCACCGCAGGGCGCCUUCGUAGACAAAGUCAAGGGCAUCACCUACUUCUACAAGGACAAGGAGUACUGGAAGUUCAACAACGAGCUGCUGCGCGUGGACCCGGGCUACCCACGGUCCAUCCUCAAGGACUUCAUGGGCUGCGAGGACCAGCCACCGCGUCGGGACCCGCCACCGCGCCGGGACCCGUCGCCAACGGACGACGUGGACCUCGUGAUCCCGCUGCCGCGGCAGGACGAGUCGGUGCUGCUGGCAGCCGUGCUGGUGCCCUGCAUGCUGGCGCUGUGCGUGGCGGCGCUCGUGGCCAGCAUCUGCUACUUCCAGCGGGCGGGCACGCCGCGUCACAUACUCUACUGCAAGCGCUCCAUGCAGGAGUGGGUGUGACCGGGGGGGGGCUGUGCCAAUCAGAGAGAAGAAGACGAAAAACGACGUUUCCUGGCCUUUUGGGAGGGAAAGGGGGCUUAUAGCUGACGGCCCCUCCCGAGAGAGGAGGGGGCAACAACACCCAAAUACCCCCUGCACCCGACCCUCCCUUAAA
Messenger RNA from Alosa alosa (allis shad), 2332 nucleotides. RefSeq names its product matrix metalloproteinase-16-like. The record is from RefSeq and is a predicted model, not a curated record. The coding region runs from base 295 to 2178 and encodes 627 amino acids. Gene Ontology annotation, biological process: extracellular matrix organization; proteolysis; collagen catabolic process. NCBI's taxonomy places the organism in Eukaryota, Metazoa, Chordata, Actinopteri, Clupeiformes, Clupeidae. Gene Ontology annotation, cellular component: extracellular matrix. The transcript has 11 exons. Gene Ontology annotation, molecular function: metalloendopeptidase activity; zinc ion binding.